This is a messenger RNA of Toxotes jaculatrix (banded archerfish), 4193 nucleotides long. It is a transcript of the gene matk, whose product is annotated as megakaryocyte-associated tyrosine kinase. Gene Ontology annotation, molecular function: protein tyrosine kinase activity; protein binding; ATP binding. Gene Ontology annotation, biological process: protein phosphorylation. The coding region runs from base 311 to 1699 and encodes 462 amino acids. The record is from RefSeq and is a predicted model, not a curated record. The transcript has 13 exons. Lineage: Eukaryota; Metazoa; Chordata; Actinopteri; Toxotidae.
GCAGCUGCAGUAACCAGCACGUCUGGGCAGCAGACUCGAUAGAAUUGGUUCCCAUCGGCUUUUUUUUUUCUUUCUUUGUUGUUGUUGUUUUUUUGUUUUUUUUUUAAGUGAUGGCAUCUAACAGAAAAUGUCACAGCUGAACGAGACGAAAAGACAGAGAAGGAUCUGAAAAGGAUCUGGACUCGUCACGGUGGUUGUUUCCUUCCAGUUUCCUGACCCGGGCUGUCCUGAGGGGACGAGGCUGUCAGCAUCUGUCCACGCAGAGCCGCAGGUGUUUAACGCAGAAUUAUCCAACCUUCCUGCCCUGUUCAUGGCAAAGAUGAACUGGUCUGCUGGUACACAGUGUGUAGCAAAGAGUGACCACAGAAAACCUAAACCUGGAGAGCUGGCUUACCACAAAGGCGACAUCUUCACUAUUGUUGACACGAGCACAAAGAAGGGGUUUUACAAGGCCAGACACAACACCACGGGAGACGAGGGGCUCAUCAACUCCACCAAUGUUCGUGAAAGAGAGGCUCUACGUGUCGACCCCAGCCUCAGCCUCAUGCCCUGGUUUCAUGGGAAGAUCUCUGGUCCAGAGGCAGUGUGUAAGCUGCAGCCAGCUGAGGAUGGCCUAUUCCUGGUGCGAGAGUCCAUCCGCCAUCCCGGCGACUACGUCUUGUGUGUUAGUGUCUCUGGAGAGGUCAUCCACUACCGAGUGAUUUAUCAGAACAACAAGCUGACCAUCGACAACACGCAGUAUUUCUACAACCUCAUUGAUAUGAUAGAGUUCUACUCAAAGAACAAAGGCUCUAUUUCUACAAUUCUACUGAAGCCCAAACGAAAACAAGGAACCAAGUCAGCUGAGUUAGAGCUGUCUAAAACUGGAUGGCUGCUGGACAUUGCAAAGCUCACACUGGGAGAGAUUAUUGGAGAGGGGGAGUUUGGUGCUGUCUAUGAAGGAGAGUAUAUGGGCCAGAGGGUGGCAGUAAAGACCAUUAAAUGUGACGUCACGGCUCAGGCGUUCUUGCAGGAGACUGCAGUUAUGACAAAACUCCAGCACAAAAACCUGGUGCGGUUGUUGGGCGUCAUUCUUCACAAAGGGCUUCAUAUUGUCACAGAGCUCAUGAGAAAGGGAAACCUUGUUAACUUUCUCAGGACAAGGGGACGUUCAGUUGUAAACUCAGUUCAGCUGCUCCGCUUUGCACUUGAUGUGUGUGAAGGGAUGGAGUACCUGGAAUCUAAGAAGCUGGUUCACAGAGACUUGGCAGCUCGUAACAUCCUGGUCUCUGACGACAGUGUGGCCAAGGUCAGCGACUUUGGCCUCACCAAGGUGGACUCUAAAGCGUCAGAUAAUGUCAAACUGCCGAUCAAAUGGACCGCCCCCGAAGCUCUGAAGAAAGAGAAAUUCUCCACGAAGUCAGAUGUCUGGAGUUAUGGCAUUCUUCUGUGGGAGAUCUUCUCAUACGGCCGUCUACCUUACCCUAAGAUGUCUCUGAAGGAGGUGAAGGAGCGAGUGGAGGGGGGUUAUCGCAUGGAGGCUCCAGAGGAUUGUCCACCUGGUGUUUAUGCUGUAAUGAUGAUUUGCUGGGAGCAGGAGCCACGCAAAAGACCCGCUUUCCACAAACUGAGGGAGAAACUUGAGAGAGAGAUGAGUAAAAACAGCCUGGGCCCUGGGUCAGAGUGUCAGGAGGGGUUUGGGUCCGGAUCUGGAUUCUGAUCUUGGUUGUAAAUCUUGAACUCACUAGAGUGCCACCUCUUGGAGCUAAUUCACACUUGUGUUUGUGUGCAUCACACAAGACGAACCAGCCGGGUAAAUGAUCUAACACGCUUAAAGAGUCCGACUGGAUUACAGAAACCUAGUGGAUGGGACACAACAAUGAUUCUGGUCAUCAUGUAAUGCCAGUGAGAAAAGGUUUAAUGGUUGGAGCCAUGAAUAGGCUAACUUUGCUUUUGUGGGUGCAAAGCAAAAAGUGCUGGAUGGAUUGUCAUGAUUCUUUUUUACCUUUCCAGUGCCACCAACAGGUUGUGAGAUGUCACAGUUACUAUUGGAUGGAUUGCUGUAAAAUUUGGUACACACGUUCAUGUUCCCCCUGAAACCUUUUUUUAAACUUUAGCACCGCCAUCUGGUCACAUUCCACUUUGUCCAGUUCUUUGGUUUAUGAUCAAAUACCUGCAAAACAAAAUUACAUUCCCAACAGCCUCAGUUGUACUUUCUGUUUAGUGCUAAUUAGCUAGCUUUAGACUCUUGUUUUCCUCUUUUUUGUGAGGCAUAGUCAGACUCAAAGGUAAAAUCUCUCACUGUAAUAACAAUAUUUAAAAAUCAACCCACAGGACAAUUCACAGCCAUUACUUUUGAAGUUUGUUGACACUAUCCUUGUGGAACAAUACCAGUGGCAAAAACACGCUCUUAAGUUAAAGUUUAUUACUUUAAUGAUUCCUCAAACUGGGGAAAUUAGUUAUUCUCUGCAUUUUACCCACACCAAGUAAACGAAACACACACACAAGCAUGCACAUGCAGUAGAGACGCUGGGGCAGAGGGCUGCCAACUAAGGCACCCAGGGAGCUGGGGUGGAUCGGUGCCUUGCUCAGGGGCACCACAGCCAUGGGGGUUGGGGUUGAACGGGCGACCCUCCAAUCUCAGGUCGGUCAAAAAGCCGCACUCUUUGCUUAUGUCUCCGGUAAGAACAAAUGUGUUUGAGGCAGAGGACUAUAGAUGGGUGGAUUAAGCCAGAAAGUAUUAAUGAACGCCAGAAAGUAUUAAUGAACGAACAUUGCAGGUUUUGGUCUUUUCAUGGGAUUUGUUGACAGUAAUAAAAUAUAGAGUAUCUUCCGUCCUACCCUUAAGCAAUACUGGAAAGCAUGAUGAUGAGUACAGUAGAGUGCCAUAAUGUUUUUGAAAUGCUCUACAUUGAUUUUGAAUCUCCUGAAUCACGACAUGUUAGUUCAGUCAGUGAUGUAAAGAGCAAAAGAUUUAGAGUUAGUUUGUUGUCAUGUGAGUAUCGUACCUGUAUGAUCAAAAAUAAAUUGUCUCAGAUGAAGGAUAAAUACACGUUAUUUGUAUGUAAUGUCAGUGAGAGAUGUCACAAAAAGAUUAAACAUAUGUAGGAAAGAGGAUGGAACAGAGAAAUGAAGAAAGAGGAAAAAUGUUUAUCCUGGAUUUAAUCACAGAUCACCAAAAUCUGCUUGUAUCCCAGUAUUAAAGCUCAGCAAUAUGCCAUGAACUCAGGGCUUAAUAUGAAAAAUAUUUAAUGUUAUUUCUGGUAUAUAGAAAGUAAAGAAUUUUACUUGCAGGCUUUUUUUUUUUUUUUUUUAGGUUUUUAGCUUGUGUGCAGAGAAUAUUGGGAGGAUUUUACAGUUGAUUUGCUGCAGAUCCUCUGUCGGCCUUUGGUUAAUUCCCCUAAUGUACAGGGUUUCUUUUCUUUCUUUUUUUUUUUUCUUGAAUUUUAUGACAAGCAGAAGUAAAAAAUGAACUUUUUAAGGAAAUCAAGCCUAAUACAAUUUUUGCCUUCCUCCAUACUCCAUUGGUCAGUAUACAUGGGGUGGACUUUGAUUCAAUUCAUUCAAAUUUAGUUUCCUGAGACUAAAUCUAAGGGAAAUACGGUAUUUAUUAUUACUUUCUCUUCCCUCUUUAUUGGGAUUUUUAGAUUAUACUAGCAACUUUGUGUUAUCCGCUGUCCUCUUCCAUCAUCACUUGGGAUCUCUUGUGCUUUUUGCAGGUAUGGAAUGUUUUAUGCUUUCUUAAUCUUGGGGGGGAAAAACGUUUUGGACUACCGUUGUUUAUUUUCCAUAUAUUGUUAUUCCAUUUUUGACAGUACAUGAAUCACUCAUUUCACAGUAUGUAAUUGUCUGCUGCUUUUUAAUGGAAAUGCAACGAAAUGCAAUAGUAAUGCACUUUUCAAGUUCAAAACUCAACACAAAUGAAGCCUUUUGGAUUAUUGUCAUGUCACAAGGCUAAAUUAAAGAUGUCAUUUGAUUUAAGUCUACGUAAGCCUGGUAUUUGUCUCUGUCCCAGGAGACGGACCCCAAAUUGAGGCUUGAGCCUCUAUCUCUUGUUAUCAUACAGUGUGAGCGAGAGUCCACCAUGAUUUGUUCAAUCUGCUGUGUUUUCCUGAAGCUCUCUAAUGGGAUGAGCAGCAAUUUUCUGCGCAAGGAUUUAUAAAGGAACCAAAUGUAAAAAAAAAAAUUGAUAAUAAAAGAUUUGCUGUCUUUGA